GUUUAGACUACGUCAUGAAAGAUACUCGCGUCGUUCCUUAUUAACAAUUGAACAUUUUAUAUUACCUCAGUUUCUUUACUAUCUCUCCGUGCGCUCUUCUUGAAAUGUCGUCUACCGUAAAGAAUAUUUCGGUAACCUACGACGAUGUAGGCAAAACUUUUAGCAGCGGCGAUUUCAUUUCGGGACGAAUAACGUUGGAAUUGGGAAAAGAUUGCAAAAUAGAUUCUCUUUCCAUAAAAGCGAAGGGAAAGUCGGAGGUCCUUUGGACAGAACAUCAUAAUAAGACAACUGUAACUUACCAUUCCAAGGACAAGUACUUUAGCAUUGAACAAUGUAUCAUUCGAGAACAAAAAGGCCAAGGUAAGGCAUCAAGCCCAGCUUCCAGAGUUUUCAAUGGGAAAUGUAUUUACGAAGUAUGCCUAUUGUAGUGCAGUAGUAGCGUCGUUCUACCAUUUUAUUUAUUUAUAUAUAUACUACCGUUCAAAAGUUAGAAAUGUCCUUGUUUUCCAUGAAAACAUACAUGAAAUGAGUUUCAGUAGAUAAUAAAUUAAAAUUAUUAAAAUUAUUAAAUUAAAUUAAAUUAAAUUAAAUAAUAUAGCAAAAUGCAUAGGAAAUGUAGUCAUUGACAAGGUUAGAAAUAAUGAUUUUUAAUUGAAAUAAUAAUUGUGUCCUUUGCUUUCGUCAUAGAAUCCUCCAUUUGCAGCAAUUACAGUCUUGCAGACCUUUGGCAUUCUAGUUGUCAAUUUGUUGAGGUAAUCUGAAGAGAUUUCACCCCAUGCUUCCUGAAGCACCUCCCACAAGUUGGAUUGGGUUGAUGGGCACUUCUUAUGUACCAUACGGUCAAGCUGCUCCCACAACAGCUCAAUAGGGUUGAGAUCCGGUGACUGUGCUGGCCACUCCAUUAUAGACAGAAUACCAGCUGACUGCUUAUUCCCUAAAUAGUUCUUGCAUAGUUUGGAGCUGUGCUUUGGGUCAUUGUCCUGUUGUAGGAGGAAAUUGGCUCCAAUCAUGCGCCGCACACAGGGUAUGGCAUGGCAUUGCAAAAUGGAGUGAUAGCCUUCCUUCUUCAAGAUCCAUUUACCCUGUACAAAUCUCCCACUUUACCACCACCAAAGCACCCCCAGACCAUCACAUUGCCUCCACCAUGCUUGACAGAUGGCAUCAAGCACUCCUCCAGCAUCUGAUGGCUGCUGAUAAUGGCCCUCUGUAUGCCUAUGUAGAUAUUCCAUUAGAAAUCAGCCGUUUCCAGCUACAAUAGCCAUUUACAGCAUUAACAUUGCCUACACUGUAUUUCUGAUCAAUUUGAUGUUUUUUUAGUGGACAAAAAAAUAGCUUUUCUUUCAAAAACAAGGACAUUUCUAAGUGACCCCAAACUUUUGAACGGUAGUGUGUGUAUGUGUAUACGUGUGUGUGUGCUAUAUGUGUCUGUGUGUGUGUGUGAGAUCUAUAUAUGGUGGAUCAGGCUAGUCCAGUGUAGUCGCCACUGCACUUCACAUGUCACUACUAUUACUGAAGGUAUAGAUUGAAAAAUUUAUGCACUCACUAACUGUAAGUCGCUCUGGAUAAGAGCGUCUGCUAAAUGACUAAAAUGUAAAUGACAAGAUUUUCUAUUGUGUUAUUGACUGUACGUUUUUGUUUAUUCCAUAUGUAACUCUGUGUUGUUGUUUUUAUCGCACUGCUUUGCUUUAUCUUGGCCAGGUCGCAGUUGUAAAUGAGAACUUGUUCUCAACUGGCUUACCUGGUUAAAUAAAGGUGGAAAAAAAAAAAAAGAUUGACAAGGGGCUGACUAGUAACGUUAUAUAAUGUGUAUAGUCGUUGUCAAAAGUUUUGAGAAUGACUCAAGUAUUGGUCUUCACAAAGUUUGCUGCUUCAGUGUUAUGAAAUAUUUGUCAGAUGUUACUAUGGUAUACUGAAGUAUAAUUACAAGCAUUCCAUAAGUGUCAAAGGCUUUUAUUGACAAUUACAUUAAGUUUAUGCAAAGAGUCAAUAUUUGCAGUGUUGACCCUUCUUUUUCAAGACCUCUGCAAUCCGCCCUGGCAUGCUGUUUAUUAACUUCUGGGCCACAUCCUGACUAAUGGCAGCCCAUUCUUGCAUAAUCAAUGCUUGGAGUUUGUCAGAAUUUGUGGGUUUUUGUUUGUCCACCCACCUCUUGAGGAUCGACCACAAGUUCUCAAUCGGAUUAAGGUCUGGGGCGUUUCCUGGCCAUGGACCCAAAAUGUCGAUGUUCUGUUCCCCGAGCCAUUUAGUUAUCACUUUCGCCUUAUGGCAAGGUCCUCCAUCAUGCUGGAAAAGACACUGGUCGUCACUAAACUGUUCUUGGGUGGUUGGGAGAAGUUGCUCUCGGAGGAUGUGUUGGUACCAUUCUUUUUUCAUGGCUGUGUUCUUAGGCAAAAUUGUGAGUGAGCCCACUCACUUGGCUGAGAAGCAACCCCACACAUGAAUGGUCUCAGGAUGCUUUACUGUUGGCAUGACACAGGACUGAUGGUAGCGCUCACCUUGUCUUCUCCGGACAAGGUGUUUUCCGGAAGCCCCAAACAUUCGGAAAGGGGAUUCAUCAGAGAAAAUGACUUUACCCCAGUCCUCAGCAGUCCAAUCCCUGUACCUUUUGCAGAAUAUCAGUCUGUCCCUGAUGUUUUUCCUGAAGAGAAGUGGCUUCUUUGCUGCCCUUCUUGACACCAGGCCAUCCUCCAAAAGUAUUCGCCUCACUGUGCGUGCAGAUGCACUCACACCUGCCUGCUGCCAUUCUUGAGCAAGCUCUGCACUGGUGGUGCCCCGAUCCCGCAGCUGAAUCAACUUUAGGAGACGGUCCUGGCACUUGCUGGACUUUCUUGGGCACCCUGACUACUUCUUCACAACAAUUGAACCUCUCUCCUUGAAGUUCUUAAUGAUCCGAUAAAUGGUUGAUUUAGGUGCAAUCUUACUAGCAGCAAUAUCCUUGCCUCUGAAGCCCUUUUUGUGCAAAGCAAUGAUGACGGCACGUGUUUCCUUGCAGGUAACCAUGGUUAACAGAGGAAGAACAAUGAUUUCGAGCACCACCCUCCUUUAAAGCUUCCAGUCUGUUAUUCUAACUCAAUCAGCAUGACAGAGUGAUCUCCAGCCUUGUCCUCGUCAACACUCUCACCUGUGUUAACGAGAGAAUCACUGACAUGAUGGCAGCUGGUCCUUUUGUGACAGGGCUGAAAUGCAGUGGAAAUGUUUUUUGGGGGAUUAAGUUCAUUUUCAUGGCAAAGAGGGACUUUGCAAUUAAUUGCAAUUCAUCUGAUCACUCUAUUAUUAUUAUUAUUAUUAUUAUUAUUAUUAUUAUUAUUAUUAUUAUUAUUAUUAUUAUUAUUAUAUGCAAAUUGCCAUCAUCAAAACUGAGGCAGCAGACUUUGUGAAAAUUAGUAUUUGUGUCAUUCUCAAAACUUUUGACCACGACUGUACAGCAACUGAUCAAUAAUGAUCCAUACCAUUGCACCAAGUUAAACACCUACUUUUGGUGUAGAGUUGGAUUUCUUUAACCAAUUUUUACAGGUAAAAGAUUCCAGGUAAGCCAAUGAGGGGCUGUGGGGCAAUGCAUUAAGAGUGAGUUAUGCUAAUUCCAGUGAGCCUUUUCCAUCAGCUGAUGAUGAUCCAAACGCAUGUUAACAGAUGUACAUAGUCGCCUUGGUCUAAACAAUUGUUCAAUAACUAUAUACUGAUUUCUCCUUAGGACAAGACCAUCAAACCCUGUUGACAGGUCAAAGUGCCACUAUGUGUGAGUUUGCCUCUUAUCACACACUCAACACUACUUCUGGAACACUGUGUGGCAACGCACGCAGACACACAUGAGUGAUUCUCAUAAAACCAACUGAAACCAAUUCAGCUUUAUAGCCUUUAUAUGGACCAGACGGCAUCAGAUAGAUGGCCUACACAUAGAGAGACAGAGGGCCGCAGUUUUGCUCGCUCGGAUGCUUUCUCCUGUAAGAUACAUUCAGCCUUUUGUGAAUUGAAGGAAAAUUAUUAAACACAGAAACAGAAUGUUUUAUUUUUAUUUAUGGUCAAUUUUUUUGUUAAGCAUGGCUUCCCUUGGCAUCCAUGAAUACACGCCACUGUUGUGAACUGUCAUGGUCAAAGCAUAUUGAUUCUAUUGUUGUAAAGAUGGGGAGAGGUCUGUCUGUGAUAAAGAGAUGCUCUGCUUUCUAAACAUCACAUGCAACCAAACAAGUCCUGCAAGCUCUGGUUUUGUCGCAUCUUGACUAUUACCCAGUUGUAUGGUCAGGUGUGUCAAAAAAGGACCUAGAAAAGCUGCAGCUGAACCUGAACAGAGCAGCACGUCUGGGCCCUCAAUUGUACACAGAGGGACAAUGUCAAUAACAUGCAGGUCAUUCUCUCCCAGUUCAGAGUGGAGGAGAGAUUGACUGCAUCACUGCUGGUCUUUGUAAGAGGUAUUGACGCGCUGAAAGUACCGAAUUGUCUGUUCAGCCUGUUAACACACAGCUCAAAACCUAUUGUGUUGGCAGCAUCAUGUUAUGGGUAUGCUUGUCAUCGGCAGGGACUGGGAAGUUUGUCAGGAUCAAAAUAAAUAUGAAAGGAGCAAAGCCCAUGUAAAAAGUUAGAGGACAACCUGAUUCAGUCUUCUGAAAACCUAACCCUGGGGGAAGAGUUUUAUUUUUCAGCGAGACAAUUAUACAUUUUAAUGCCAAAGACACACCAGAAUGGCUUUCCAAGAGGUGUUGAGUGUUCCUGAGUGGUCUAGUCUGUCCUGAUUUUGAAAUCUCCUUAAAAAAAAUCAGAGGCAAGGUUUAAAUAUCACUGUCCAUCAAUGAUCCCCAACCAAAUUUACUGAGCCUGAGCAAUUUUGACAAAAACCCUAAGAGUUGUGCAAAGUUGGUAGAAUCUUAAUGGAAAUUAUUCACAGCUGUAAUGGCUGCCAAAGUUGCUUCCACCAAGUAUUAGCCUAACCCAGGGGGGUGGAGACUUAACCAAUUAUGAUAUUUCAGUAGUAUUUUCUUAAUUUGAAAAGUUAUUUUAAAAUAACUUUAUUUCACUUUGAAAAUGUUGAGUAGGUUGUGUAGAUCUGUAGGGUUUAAAUUAGAUUUUUUUCCUUUUUAGAUUAAAUUUUAAAGCAGCAAAAUGUGAAAAAAAGUUAAAGGGGGGUGUACCCCAUGCAGUCAGGGGUCUCUUCACAGUCCCCAAGUCCAGGACAGAGGCUGGGAGACACACAGUACUGUAUAGAGCAGGGUUCUUCAAUUCCGGUCCUGGAGGGCCGAAACACCUCUGUUUUUCAUCCUCUCCUUCUAAUCAGGGGCUAAUUCAGACCUGGGACACCAGGUGAGUGCAAUUAACUACCAGGUAGAAAUAAAAAACAGAAGUGUUUCGGCCCUCCAGGACCGGAAUUGAAGAACCCUGGUAUAGACCAAUGACUGCAUGGAAUUAUCCUCCACCUCAGGUAACUGUUCAAAAACAGAUAAAACAACACCUCAAGGAUAAAAAAAACCCAGGAUAAAACGACACCUCACGGAACAAUGCGGACUGUGAAGAGAUGCGCACACACACUCUACACACACCCACACAUUAUUCUUAGUAUUAUUAAUUUAUAUAUUUUUCUUUACUUUCUCUUUCUUCUUCUUCUUACUUUAAAAUAGUCAGAUUAUUCUUUAGUUGGAUUGUUCUUAGUUUAAAUGUGUGUUGCUGUUCCUGUCCAUAAGCAUUCUGUAUGUUGUCAUGUUCUAUGUUUUGUGUGGACCCCAGGAAGAAUAGCUGCUGCUUCUUCAACAGAAAGUAAAAAUCACUCAUUUGGGGUUGAGGCAUAUAGCAUGAUGUUGUAAUUGUUGACAUGCAAUGCGGGCUGUUCUUGACAUUACACAACUUUUGAGGUCUGAAAACAUUGGACAAACCUGUGUUAAAGGGGCAUUACACUCAAAUUCAAAGAUGAAUUGUCAAGAUGAAUACAAGAUGAUCCCGAAACGUUGGUGGGAGCUAAUAUAUAGUGUACGACUCUCUUUAUUUUUAUAGCCUACAGCUUACUCGCCGUUAGUCAGCACCUCUACUAACUUUUUUGGGUGUGCACCAGCUCAUGCUUUUCACAAGAUAAAUACACCCCCCAUGCCAUUGGUUGUGAAGAGCCAGCCGUAUGCCUGAACUAAUGUUUUGGGUGUGCGCCAGCUCAUGCUUUUCACAAGAUAAAUACACACCCCAUGCCAUUGGUUGUGUAGAGCCAGCUGUAUGCCUGAACACCAACAGGAAAACACCAUAUCAUUUCCUGAUUUUAUUUCAUUUGGGGUUAUUGCAUAUACAGUGGGGGAAAAAAGUCUUUAGUCAGCCACCAAUUGUGCAAGUUCUCCCACUUAAAAAGAUGAGAGGCCUGUAAUUUUCAUCAUAGGUACACGUCAACUAUGACAGACACAAUGAUAAUUUUUUUUCCAGAAAAUCACAUUGUAGGAUUUUUUAUGAAUUUAUUUGCAAAUUAUGGUGGAAAAUAAGUAUUUGGUCAAUGACAAAAGUUUCUUAAUACUUUGUUAUAUAUCCUUUGUUGGCAAUGACACAGGUCAAACGUUUUCUGUAAGUCUUCACAAGGUUUUCACACACUGUUGCUGGUAUUUUGGCCCAUUCCUCCAUGCAUAUCUCCUCUAGAGCAGUGAUGUUUUGGGGCUGUCGCUGGGCAACGCAGACUUUCAACUCCCUCCAAAGAUUUUCUAUGGGGUUGAGAUCUGGAGACUGGCUAGGCCACUCCAGGACUUUGAAAUGCUUCUUACGAAGCCACUCCUUCGUGUGUUUGGGAUCAUUGUCAUGCUGAAAGACCCAGCCACGUUUCAUCUUCAAUGCCCUUGCUGAUGGAAGGAGGUUUUCACUCAAAAUCUCACGAUACAUGGCCCCAUUCAUUCUUUCCUUUACACGGAUCAGUCGUCCUGGUCCCUUUGCAGAAAAACAGCCCCAAAGAAUGAUGUUUCCACCCCCAUGCUUCACAGUAGGUAUGGUGUUCUUUGGAUGCAACUCAGCAUUCUUUGUCCUCCGAACACGACAAGUUGAGUUUUUACCAAAAAGUUAUAUUUUGGUUUCAUCUGACAUUCUCCCAAUCCUCUUCUGGAUCAUCAAAAUGCACUCUAGCAAACUUCAGACGGGCCUGGACAUGUACUGGCUUAAGCAGGGGGACACGUCUGGCACUGCAGGAUUUUAGUCCCUGGCGGCGUAGUGUGUUACUGAUGGUAGGCUUUGUUACUUUGGUCCCAGCUCUCUGCAGGUCAUUCACUAGGUCCCCCCGUGUGGUUCUGGGAUUUUUGCUCACCGUUCUUGUGAUCAUUUUGACCCCACGGGGUGAGAUCUUGCGUGGAGCCCCAGAUCGAGGGAGAUUAUCAGUGGUCUUGUAUGUCUUCCAUUUCCUAAUAAUUGCUCCCACAGUUGAUUUCUUCAAACCAAGCUGCUUACCUAUUGCAGAUUCAGUCUUCCCAGCCUGGUGCAGGUCUACAAUUUUGUUUCUGGUGUCCUUUGACAGCUCUUUGGUCUUGGCCAUAGUGGAGUUUGGAGUGUGACUGUUUGAGGUUGUGGACAGGUGUCUUUUAUACUGAUAACAAGUUCAAACAGGUGCCAUUAAUACAGGUAACGAGUGGAGGACAGAGGAGCCUCUUAAAGAAGAAGUUACAGGUCUGUGAGAGCCAGAAAUCUUGCUUGUUUGUAGGUGACCAAAUACUUAUUUUCCACCAUAAUUUGCAAAUAAAUUCAUAAAAAUCCUACAAUGUGAUUUUCUGGUUGACGUGUACCUAAUGAUGAAAAUUACAGGCCUCUCUCAUCUUUUUAAGUGGGAGAACUUGCACAAUUGGUGGCUGACUAAAUACUUUUUUCCCCCACUGUAGGUGUAUCUACACAAUGAAUGGCCUGGGAUGUGGACUUAAAGGAAUAGUUCACACAAAUUACAAAAUACAUUGGUCCACUUACUCUGUAUGCUGUCUAUGAAUGAGAAGACAGCAAUCUAUGCUUUGGUUUUGUUUACCUGGUCAUAGUCUCUAACUUUUUAGCAUUUCUAGCACAAAGCCAAUGUAAGUGAAUAUCCCUGAUUUAUUAUACUUUUUCGCAUUUCAUUUCCAAAUCAUGUUAAAGUAAUUUUAUUGAGCUAUACAAUACAUUCUUUACACUUUGGGAGGAUUUGGACAUGGAACAUGAACAUGCUUGUAUCGGGGAUGUCCACUUGCAUAGGUUUUGUGCUAUAAAUGCUAAACAAAACCAAAGCAUGGAUUGCUGUCUUACCUUGUCCGUCGACUGCUUACAGGGUAAGGAAACCAAUGUACCAAUGGAAUUUUGUAAUUUGGGUUAACUUUUCCCAUAAGACUACUUUUGAGGUAUGAAAACAUCUGACAAACAACAUUUUUUGAAAAUGUAAUUCCCCUUUUAGGGGUUGUGUAAUAAUGUAGUAGUCCAAUAAACAGAACAAUCUGAUUAAUCUAAAGUUCUUGUUAUUAAGAUUGGCAGACAAGGAAAGAAAGUAUGAAAAAUAAAGUAUGCACUCACUAACUGGAAGAGCGUCUGCUAAAUGACUAAAAUGUAAAGAGGGCUUCAUCAAAAGAGAAGGCAGUGAAGCAUAGAGAGCAACUGUACAGAAAUCCAGAGCUGCAUGAGGAGUACAGAAGAAAGGAAAGAGAGGUGUGUGUGUGUGUGUGUGUGUGUGUGUGUAGAGAGGAAAGUUGCAGACGAGUGUUUAUUGAUGACUCAUUUGUCCCUACAGAAAGAUUUGGUAACAAUCCAAUUGACACUGCUUUUAUACCUGUGUUGUAACCAGGGCUCUAAAUUAACUUUUUUCAUUGGUAGCACUGUUUUUCAUUGGUAGAAAAGUUAGGAGCACCACAUACUAUAAGCACCAGAAAUAUUUAUGUUUAAAUUGAUAGGGAAAGGGGAUAUCUAGUCAAUUGCACAACUGACUGCAUUCAACGGAAAUGUCUUACACAUUUAACUGCCUUGCUCAAGGGAAGAACGGUUCCUUCCUUUCUGUGCCACCAAAUGUUUGCAUAUACUGAUAAAGUUACCAGGUUAUUAGUAGGGCUGCACGAUAUGGCCCAAAAAUCUAAAUCUAAUCAAUUAAUUUUUUAAAGAUUGUGAUUUGACUUGCGAUAUACACUCACCGGACAGUUUACUAGGUACACCCAUCUAUUACUGGGUCAGACCCCCCUUUGCCUCCAGAACAGCCUGAAUUCUUUGGGGCAUGGAUUCUGUAAGAUGUCGGAUAAGUUUGUUACUCAAUUUGUAUCAAGGGACCUAACGUGUGCCAGGAAAAUAUUCCCCCUUACCAGUACACCACCACCACCAGCCUGUACCAGGUCCAUGGACUGCUUACGCCAUAUCCUGACUCUGCCAUCAGCAUGACGCAACAGGAGCCAUGAUUCAUCAAUGUUUUUCCACUCCUCAAUUGUCCAGUGUUGGUGAUUGCUUGCCCACUGGAGCUGCUUCUUGUUUUUAGCAGAUAGGCGUGUAACCCGUUGUGGUCGUCUGCUGCAAUUGCCCAACCGUGACAAGGAUUGAUGAGUUGUGCGUUGGGAGAUGCUGUUCUGCACACAACUGUUGUACUGCGCCGUUAUUUGUCUGUUUGUGGCCCGCCUGUUAGCUUGCACGAUUCUUGCCAUUCUCCUUCGACCUCUCUCAUCAACAAGCUGUUUUUGUCCACAGGACUGCCGCUGACUGGAUGUUUUUUUGUUGCACCAUUCUCGGUAAACCCUAGACACUGUCAUGCGUGAAAAGCCCAGGAGGGCGGCCGUUUCUGAGAUACUGGAUCCGGCGCACCUGGAACCGAUGAUCAUACCAGACUCUAAGUCGCUUAGGUCACUCGUUUUACCUAUUCUAACAUUAAAUCGAACAGUAACUGAAUGCCUUGAUGCCUGUCUGCCUGCUUUAUAUAGCAAGCCACGGCCACGUGACUCACUCUGUAGGAGUGAUCCAUUUUCGUGAACGGGGUGGUGUACCUAAUAAACUGCGUAGAUCAAAACACAACUGUUGGGAAUCAUAGAAGUAUAAUGAUUUGGCAUGACAACAAAUAGAAAAAGCCAGGUAGGAGUUAUGACAGGGUAGGAACCAAAGUGUUGGUCGGUGUUUCCCAUGGGACCCUAAUCACAUUUUAAUAGCAUUUAGACAAAUAUUUGUGAACAGGCUAUCUGAUUCAGAACAUGCUAAUGCACAAACAAACAACAUGCUGAUAUACACCAUCACUGGUAGCAACCUGUAUUAGAGCUAAUGUUUGCUUUGCCCUAGCUAGCGCAUUUAGCUAAAUGGCAUUUUAGCUAGCUAGCCAGCUAGCUAGUUAGCGAUUAGCAUUACUGGUUAGCAUUAUUUUAGGCACUGGUUGGAACACUGUAGUUAGCCUACACUCGUAACACUGGGAAGGACUGUUCAUUAAAAAAAAUAGUGGUUUAGGGGGUGUGGGAUGUGGUGGAGCUGGGCAGUGGUGGGGAGGUUAUGAUCAAUUUGUUCUUAAUGGUUAAUAUGGUUCUAAAUUAUAUUUUUUGCUCUUAAUAAAGUAUUGUUUGCUCAUUUAUUUGUUCAUUAACGUAAUGUGGUCUCAUCUACCGUAACAUGGAUCUCAUUACCGAAAUGCAUCAAUGACAACAUAUUCCUAGAAUAAUAUUACAGAAUUCAAAAUAUUUUAGCUGUGCAUAAAAUGUAAUUUACUCUUUAUAUUUGUGUACUUUUAAAAUAUUAAUAAUAGUUUAAAACAUAAAUAAAAUAAAACAUCCAGGUUAUGAACAUGCUAGAUAACUAAUUAAAAUAUACUUAAUCAUAAUCACAUUGUUUUGGAUAAAAUAUUGUAAUAAUUAUCCUGUAUCUCUAAGGCAAUUUUUAAAAAAUUGCAACAUUUUCACCAUGCUAUGUUUCUUUUCUAACAUCACAAGUGUUACGGUAAUACUUUUUUUGCGCAUGGUCUUGAAUCUGAACAGUUAAGAUGAUUAAUUUGAGACGGUAUCUUAUUCAUUACAAAAUAAAAAUGUUUAUCUUUGUCUUUUAAAAAUGUACCAAGAGUAAUACCAAGUUCGUGAGAAUCACCCAUACACACACACACACUCACUGUGUGGCAACUUUAUCAAAUACGCAGCUUUACUACACACUUCACUGAACUUUAUGCCUAGAAAAAGGUCCAUAUUUCUGGACGGCUUCUUUUUUACUCUUGUAACAUAAACGUGACUUAUUGUUUUUCAGAUUGUAAUGUCGUAGCUCCUGGAACUCACGUUUACCCAUUCACCUUUCAGAUCCCUCAGCAGUAAGUGCCCUGCAUUACACACCUGGUGGGCUAAUAUUUAGAUUGCUAAGACACUCGAUCAUGAAGCACAAUCAAAUAAUUAGAGUAGUUAGCUAUCUUGUUAACAUCAGCAAGGUAAUCCUGAGUUGUUUACAAUGGUUAAUUUUCUAAGUCAUUGUGUUUUAUGAUUGAUUGUGUCUUAGCAUUCCUCAUGACACACUGAAUGAGAAUAAACAAAUCAUUUACUCUACGUUUGAAGCACAGGCAGCCCAAUUAGGAUAGUUUGCCCAAUUAUUGGCAAAAUAUCUGAUCUGAUUGGUUAAAAGACCAAUUAGUGGCAAAAGAUCAGAAAUGAGCUGCCUGAGUAAACAGCCAUAUUAAGUCAAUAAUCUAAUCAAUAGAUUGCAGAUACUACAUGUACAGUGCAUUCGGAAAGUAUUCAGACCCCUUUACUUUUUCCACAUUGUUACGUUACAGCCUUAUUCUAAAAUGGAUUAAAUAAAACAUUUUCCACAUCAAUAUACACACAAUACACCAUAAUGACAAAGCGAAAACAGUUUUAUUUUACAUUUUAGCAAAUGUAUUUAAAAUAAAAAACAUACCUUAUUUACAUAAGUAUUCAGACCCUUUGCUAUGAGACAUGAAAUUGAGCUCCGGUGCAUCCUGUUUCCAUUGAUCAUCCUUGUAGAAACAUCUCAACUUGAUUGGAGUUCACCUGUGGUAAAUUCAAUUGAUUGGACAUGAUUUGGAAAGACACACACCAGUCCCACAGUUGACAGUGCAUGUCAGAGCAAAAACCAAGCCAUAAGGUCGAAGGAAUGUCUGCAGCAUUGAAGGUCCCCAAGAACACAGUAGCCUCCAUCAUUCUUAAAUGGGAGAAGUUUGGAACCACCAACACUCUUCCUAGAGCUGUCCACCCAGCCAAACUGACCAAUCGGGGGGGGGGGGGGGGGGGGUCACUCUGACAGAGCUCCAGAGUUCCUCUGUGGAGAUGGGAGAACUUUACAGAAGGACAACCAUAUCUGCAGCACCCUACCAAUCAGGCCUUUAUGGUAGAGUGGCCAGGCAGAAGCCACUCCUCAGUAAAAGGCACAUGACCGCCCGCUUGGAGUUUGCCAAAAGGCACCUAAAGGACUCUCAGACCAUGAGAAACAAGAUUCUCUGGUCUGAUGAAACCAAGAUUGAACUCUUUGGCCUGAAUGCCAAGUGUCACGUCUGGAGGAAACCUGGCACCAUCCCUACGGUGAAGCGUGAUGGCAGCAUCAUGCUGGGAGACUAGUCAGGAUUGAGGGAAAGAUGAACGGAGCAAAGUACAGAGAGAUCCCUGAUGAAAACCUCCUCCAGAGCGCUCAGGACCUCAGACUGGGGUGAAGGUUCACCUUCCAACAGGACAACAACCCUAAGCACACAGCCAAGACAACGCAGGAGUGGCUUCAGGACAAGUCUCUGAAUGUCCUUGAGUGGCCCAGCCAGAGCCCGGACUUGAACCCGAUUUGAACAUCUCUGGAGAUACCUGUGCAGCGACGCUCCCCAACCAACCUGACAGAGCUUGAGAGGAUCUGCAGAGAAGAAUGGGAGAAACUCCCCAAAUACAGGUGUGCCAAGCUUGUAGCAUCAUACCCAAGAAGACUCGAGGCUGUAAUCGCUGCCAAAGGUGCUUCAACAAAGUACUGAGUAAAGGGUCUGAAUACUUACAGUGCUAUGAAAAGUAUUUGCCCCCUUUCUAAUUUUCUCUACUUUUGCAUAUUUGUGAUCCUGAAGGUUAUCAGAUCUUCAACCAAAACCUAAUAUUAGAUAAUGGGAACAUAAGUGAACAAAUAACACAACAAUUACAUAUUUAUUUCAUUUAUUUCAUAAACAAAGUUAUGCAACACCCAAUUCCCCUGUGUGAAAAAGUAAUUGCCCCCUUACACUCAAUAACUGGUUGUGCCACCUUUAUCUGCAAUGACUCCCCAUAAGAGCCAGUUUCACAUAGCGCUUGGUUUUUGCGACUGCACUUGAAGAAACAAAAGUUUGGACACACCUACUCAUUCCAGGGUUUUUCUUUAUUUUCACUAUUUUAAGUCUUUCAGUUCUUGAAAUUUUCCAGAUUGACUGACCUUCAUGUUUUAAAGUAAUGGACUGUCGUUUCUCUUUGCUUAUUUGAGCUGUUCUUGCCAUAAUAUAGACUUGGUCUUUUACCAAAUAGGGCUAUCUUCUGUAUACCACCCCUACCUUGUCACAACACAACUGAUUGGCUCAAACACAUUAAGAAGGAAAGAAUUUCCACAAAUUAACUUUUGCCAAGGCACACCUGUUAAUUGAAAUGCAUUCCAGGUGACGACCUCAUGAAGCUGGUUUAGAUAAUGCCAAGAGUAUGCAAAUCUGUCAUCAAGGCAAAUGGUGGCUACUUUGAAGAAUCUCAAAUAUAAAAUAUAUUUUGAUUUGUUUAACACUUUGCACCAAUCGGAGACAUUAGUUGCCCAUUUUCCAAUUAUGACAGUUCACUUGUUUAUUUAUGGCCCUAAUCUGGAGUUACCAUACAGCUGAGUGUAGUUACCAAAUAGCUUCUAGUUACUACACCAUAAAAUAUGAACUUUAUGUAGAAUGUCGAUCUAUCACCACGCUUAGUCUCCGUUUUGUAAUAAAAAAUAAACUAAUAAUAAUACUGAUGUUCCUCCUUCAUAGAGCAAUGCCAUCAUCCUUUAAAGGUGCCUGGGGGAAAAUCCUGUAUACGUUAGAGGCCAAGUUGAGCAGAUCAAUGAGGAUAUCCAGCAAAGCCAGGGCUGAGUUCCCCUUUGUCUCCAAGGCAGACCCGGGCAGCAUCUCUGUGCUGAUGGUAUGGAAUCAAACACACACACACACACACACACACGCGCGCCUUGUUGACACAGUGAAUACUACUGUGUGAGCCUAUCCCGAUACUAACGCAGUACUGCCAAUGCUUUUCUUAAUUGUUUCUCCUCCUUAUUGUGGUUAUAUGGUGGUGGUGUUUGUAGCACAACUGUCUGUUCCUUUUCAGAUACCUCAGCAUGGAACCAAGGCUAAAAAGAUGAAGUUAUUCACCUCAGGAAAAGUGGGAAUGGACAUUCACAUAGAGAGAAUGGGCUACUACUUAGGUAAGAAAACCAACAGGACUAACGAGGGCUAGGGACAGAGUAAUGCACCCCUGGUAUAUAGCCUUUCAUACCAUACUGUUGCUUAAGAACACUUUACUGUUCUUAGAAAAUAUAAGGUAUGGAAACAUGUAAGAGUGAAGGAAGGGUGUUGUCAGUAUUCCAAUCCUCAAGCAUAUACUUUCCAGAUGAUUGCAUUUUGUUCUUUGUCAUGCAUACACAAACAAUACAGCUGAAUAUUGUCAGUUGUAUUGUUGACUUUAGUGGUUAAAGUGGAAUUGACAGCAUUUUAAUGACUUUGCAGAUAUGAAACAAACAGACGAUCAUAUCAGUCAAAAAUAUCAAAUUUUCCAUUUUAAAAAAUAGGUUAUAUUUGCCCAAAAACGUAAUGACAUAGUAAGGCAUUGUUGGCAGAAUAGAUGGAUGCAGCUCAAUGCAUGGUUAAUAUAAUUCACCAAUACAUUUCUUGGUAGUCAAUUUUUUUUUGUUGCUAUCACAACUGGCCUGUUACAUUGUUUGCUGCCUCAACCCAUUCGGGAUGCACUGUUUCAAUGACUCAAUAUUUUGGACAAAAACGGACGAAUGUAAGUAACUAAGGCUGGGAAAGUCUAUACAAUCAAACUAGCAUGGGCAAUGAUCACAAGUAGGUCAUAACGUGGCUAGUAGGCUUGCAUAUCUAUUUAUGUAACUAUUUAGCAAGCUAAAAACACUGAGGCUAAGGUUAGCUAACUGCUGGAAGGAUGUCAUGUCAUUGGACGAGUGGGAGAGCGACCAACUUUUUCCCCUCACAUCGUUUUUCGGUGGCUACAGCUAGAGUUGCGGGUGUCAUUUGGUUAGCUAGCAAGAAAUGUGAAUCGCUUUGCUAGCUAGCUAUGCUGAACUUGAACGACUGUUAUCCACAGUUAGCAUGCAUAUCUCUGAGUUGUCAAUCAAAUAUAUUUGGGAUCGAUCAAAUGGGCGGGCCGGCAGUUCGUAUUCAGUUGUCAAAACGUGCGUUGGGACAAUCAUUCAUUCAUCUUUCAUCUUGGGAGAUUAUCAGUGGUCUUGUAUGUCUUCCAUUUCCUAAUAAUUGCUACCACAGUUGAUUUCUUCAAACCAAGCUGCUUACCUAUUGCAGAUUCAGUCUUCCCAGCCUGGUGCAGGUCUACAAUUUUGUUUCUGGUGUCCUUUGACAGCUCUUUGGUCUUGGCCAUAGUGGAGUUUGGAGUGUGACUGUUUGAGGUUGUGGACAGGUGUCUUUUAUACUGAUAACAAGUUCAAACAGGUGCCAUUAAUACAGGUAACGAGUGGAGGACAGAGGAGCCUCUUAAAGAAGAAGUUACAGGUCUGUGAGAGCCAGAAAUCUUGCUUGUUUGUAGGUGACCAAAUACUUAUUUUCCACCAUAAUUUGCAAAUAAAUUCAUAAAAAAUCCUACAAUGUGAUUUUCUGGAUUUUUUUUCCUCAAUUUGUCUGUCAUAGUUGACGUGUACCUAUGAUGAAAAUUACAGGCCUCUCUCAUCUUUUUAAGUGGGAGAACUUGCACAAUUGGUGGCUGACUAAAUAUUUUUUUCCCCCACUGUAUGCCUACUAUAGCUCUGAUUUGGCUAUGGCACACUGGUCUGUGUAGAGUCCGGUCCUGGACAAGACUGACACAUUUUUAUUAGGUUUUAUUUACUGCAGUGUCUAUUAAUUAUCCAAACGCACGGCCGCUUUCACACUCUAUAUUGAUAUAGAAUUUUCACAAAUGCCUUACUCUACGUCAUUCCCAAACAUUCUAUGAAAGUAUGAAAAUUACCCUAUCUAUGUGCUCGCUUGUCAGAAAAUGUAAAGGAAACGUCAUUCUUCCUGGGGGUGUAUAUGAACAGAUUUUUAUAUGAUUUAAUGUUGCUAAAAGGCUGUCAGUUCCACUUUAACACUUGUAUUUAUUAAUUACUUAUUCAUAAAAAAGCACAAGUUGAGGUUUCACGCAAAUCAUGCACAGACAUGGUAGAUUUGCUCAAGUGUUUGAAUUACUAUCAUUUAUCUCAUAUUAGGGUUUGACCAUGGCGCUGAGUAUCAUGAAUUCAGAAAAACAUAGCUACCAUAAAUAUACCCCCCUCCCUUUGCAGGUGAAGACCUGACGGUUGUGGCGUCCAUUGAGAAUAGCUCCUCUCGUGAGAUCAAGCCCAAGUAUACUCUGUACCAGAAGGACAGCUUCUUUGCGAGGGGAAAGAUGAGGGUGUCCACUAAAGACAUCCUGAAAGAGCUGGGAGAGCCUAUCCCGCCAUCUGGGCAACUGAAAGUCACUAAAGUCCUUAAAAUCCCACACCACAUUGUUCCGUCCAUCCUCACCUGCAGUAAUAUCAAAUGCGAGUACAGGCUGAAGGUGUGUAUCUCUCUCUGUGUGUGUGUGUUAAAACAUGUAUUCAGUGUCUAUCCAAAACCACUACUACAAUGUGCCUUGACCAUUUAUUUACUAAGAUACAAAAAAAAGACACAGGAAACAUGUUCUGGGCUUACAACAUGCUGUAGUGGGCUUUGUUGCUGCAAAAGGAAUGCUCUGGUGAAACUCCUCCCUUUCUUUUGUUGUUAUUGCUUACCAAGGGAGUCAUUAAACUUUUGAAAUGAUUAGAGACCCAGUUUUACAACUUCUGAAGUCAUGUGGGUUGUUAUCAUUGAUAGAAAUGUAGUGCAAAGACUAGAGGCUGGCUACAUUUUAACCACAAUGAUCUUAAUGAGAAAUGUUCUCUUUCUCUAAGAAUAACUUACUGUUGGGCAAACCAUUUUCUUAAUGAGUCCACAUUAUGCAAUUGGUAAAUCGUUAUACUGUUUGACAAAGUGUCACUGAUCGAUUUAUACGAGUCAUUUUUUCUAACUCAAAUGUAAAAGUUUUUUUUAAAAACAGUAUGCACUUGAAAUAUUACCUUGAAUAUACGUUAUAUCCAAUAAUCAAGGGCAGCAGGUAGUCUACUGGUUAAGAGCGUUGGGCGUAAAUGACUAAAAUGUAAAUGUAAUAAUUUACCUUUAAUUCUAGCUUGCAUACUGUGCUUAGUCGUUUAUUGCAUUGACUUUGAUUCCAAUAUCCUUGUUUACAUCAUAGAUCGUCCUGGAUGUUCCGUACGCCAGAGACCCAGAAGUCAAAUUGCCAUUGGUCAUCCUCCCUGGAACUCAAACGCCUGGACUGCAGCCGCCACCUUACUCUGACUUUGGUUUUGACUCGUUUGGGAACACAAACCAACCCGGAUGGAACAGCGCACCACAAUUCCCAACGGCCCCAGGAGCCUAUCCAGCAACGGCCCCAGGAGCCUAUCCAGCAACGGCCCCAGGAGCCUAUCCACCAACGGCCCCAGGAGCCUAUCCACCAACGGCCCCAGGAGCUUAUGCGCCUCCCCCAGCCUACGGAGUAUACCCAUCCCUGUCUGAUUUUGGUGGUCAAUCC
Coregonus sp. 'balchen' is the source of this 17666-nucleotide messenger RNA. The record is from the annotation of a GenBank genome assembly. NCBI's taxonomy places the organism in Eukaryota, Metazoa, Chordata, Actinopteri, Salmoniformes, Salmonidae.